Molecule: messenger RNA, 612 nt
Organism: Penicillium riverlandense
Lineage: Eukaryota; Fungi; Ascomycota; Eurotiomycetes; Eurotiales; Aspergillaceae
Exons: 1
Coding region: 1-612 (203 amino acids)
Source: RefSeq, a predicted model, not a curated record
AUGGCCAUUCCUGGAGUACUCAUGCGUCUUUCUGACAAUGUCUCCCCCAUCGAGGUCCCAAAUAUCGAGGGCAAGUACAAAUUAAGAGCCGACGACAACAAAACACCCGCGCAUAACACGGUCUACUUUCUCAGCGACAUCUCGCCGCUUCUCUCGUCAAAAGAGCAUUAUGACGCCGACACAGCUGCCCACCCUAAUACUUCGUGGGUAAUCUGUGCUUUUAUUAAUGGCCGGGACAGAGGCAGUGCGGACGAGCUGCAGACCAACCCUCACCUUCUGCCCACGCCUCCAGCACAAGGAUCCGUCCUCGUGAUCAACGGUUCUACUCCCCGCUCAGACAAAGAGGCAGACUAUCACGCGUGGUAUGAUCAGGAGCAUGGCGCCAAGCUGACUCAAGUGCCUGGCUGGCAAGCGGCGAGACGGUACUCCCUAGCCAAGGUCUACGGGGUGGCCGAAACGGCGAACUUCUACGGGUUCAAUUUCUAUGAUGAGGAAAAUGGCCUCGGAGGGCCAGAAUGGCAGGCUGGUGUGACGGAAUGGACGCUGCGCAUUAGAAGUAACGCUGCUAAGCCUAAUAUCCGGAGGGUGUGGAAGGUGGAGGGAACACAGUGA